Suillus clintonianus is the source of this 1591-nucleotide messenger RNA. RefSeq lists its product as uncharacterized. Bases 20 to 1591 code for a protein of 523 amino acids. NCBI's taxonomy places the organism in Eukaryota, Fungi, Basidiomycota, Agaricomycetes, Boletales, Suillaceae. The record is from RefSeq and is a predicted model, not a curated record. The transcript has 10 exons.
CUGACGUGAAGGUGCGAGCAUGAAGAGGCUAGGACUCAAGGGCGAGGCCACAUACUGGCAAAGCGGCAUCAGCGCAUGCGCAGUCUGCGACCCGAUAUCCAUCAUGUGGGACACCGUCGCAACUGAAUGCCAGGGUGACGGCGACCUCCUCAACAACCUCCGCAUCAAAACGCAAUGCAGGAUAAGAGUUGAGCAUCGCUCAUUGGUUCUUGCUUUUGCAAUCAUCGAGCACUGCAUUCAAACACGAUGCUUCCUGUCGCCUAUGGAUUCAGACUUCUGUGCACAAUUCAUCAAAGUUAUGCACACACAAGGGACUCCAGGGUUCCCUACUCUCGUGGUGUAUGACAAGCUCACUGGACCAUCUGCCACCAUUCGCAAAAUUGCUUCAAAUCCUGGCUUUGCUUUUGCACACGAAGCACCCAUCUACGUUGCGGAUCUCAACUUGGUCUUUUUUGCAAGCAAUGGCGGUGGCGCACUUGGGUACAGCGGCUGGUUUAACAAUAGCGUUGUUAGCAUGAUCAAUAUGACAGAAGUCGACAUUGCGCUUGCUUCUACGACUGGAGAUGUCAAUAUCCAGGUUCACACACUCAACCUCUCUGAUACUGUCCAAAUGGUCAACGUAGGAACAGGCCCAUACAAGGGUAACCUUCUGUUCGUCACCUCGGGUCGCGCUUUGCUUCCUCCUUCUAUCGUGCGUGUUAACCCCAAACCUCCCUACAACACCACCGUUCUUCUGGACAACUUCUUUGGCAGACAGUUCAACUCGCUCAAUAAUAUGAAAAUUCUUCCCGGCACGGACUUAACGGUCAGGGUUGUCGCUGACCAGUUUGUGCACCCGAAUGGUAUUGCAUUCUCCCCCGAUAAAAAGGCAUUCAUCACCAACACGGGUCUUUUCGGAGGCUUCCUCGGGAAUAAUCAGACCCUUCCGUCCACGAUGCGAGUUUUCCCACCCAACUUGAUGUCGUUCACGAACCGUAGAGUGUUCGCCUACAUCGACUCUGGUGGACCCGAUGGCAUUCAGCUUGAUACCAAGGGCAAUGUUUAUUCCGGUUGCGGUGACGGGAUUAAUGUCUGGAAUGACGAAGGCGCGCUCACUGGGAAAUUCUUCAUAAACAGCACCUCGGCCGAGCUGAUCUUCACAAAGUCUGGUCUCAUUAUUUUGGCGUUGUCUUUUCCUGCAGCGAAUACGAAGCCAAGAACUAUGAAGUCGUUAGGGCAUUUUUUACUAGGGAUAUUGACGGAUCUCUGGAAGUGGGCUCAAGAUGAGCAACUCUUUCUGGAGAAUCACACGAAAGUUGGCGGAAAGACCAUUCUGCUUCCGGGUUUCCAGCAUAAAUGGUCAAGUAAAGACCAUGGAAGUAUUGUCGCAGAUGACCCUCUGUCAUGGACCGGGUUCAAGCAGAUUCUCCGUAAAUGGCAUCAAACUUUAGUUGGGACGGGCAUUGGCACGGGUAAACCCGCGGGUAUCCAGACCUCGACCCGCACCCGUACCCGCAAUGUACCCAUACCCGUGUACCCAAGGGUACCAGGGGGUACGGGUCUUCGCGUGGGUCGGAGCGGGUACAGCGGGUAUGGUACCCGUGAGGGGUAA